This is a messenger RNA of Callorhinchus milii (elephant shark), 2014 nucleotides long. Its product is annotated as sodium- and chloride-dependent GABA transporter 1. Lineage: Eukaryota; Metazoa; Chordata; Chondrichthyes; Chimaeriformes; Callorhinchidae. Bases 83 to 1918 code for a protein of 611 amino acids. Gene Ontology annotation, biological process: sodium ion transmembrane transport. Gene Ontology annotation, cellular component: membrane. The record is from RefSeq and is a predicted model, not a curated record. The transcript is spliced from 13 exons.
GUUCCUUCUGAGUCGGCUGGGUGUCGGCUGGUCUGUGUCUGUGUGUGUGUCGGAGCUCUCUUAGCUCAACUGUGCGUCGACCAUGAAAGACGUUUCAGCUUCAGACCACGCUGUUGACUGCGACUCGGCCCUGCCUCGCGAUCACGGGGUUGUGGGGGGAGACGAUGUGAAGGGGGAAGCGAGCGGGAUCCCCAGACCCACGUGGACCCGGAAGAUCGAGUUCACGUUGGCCGCGAUCGGCUACUCGGUGGGACUCGGCAACGUCUGGCGGUUUCCCUUCCUGUGCUACCGGAGCGGAGGGGGGGCCUUCCUCAUCCCGUUCCUCAUCAUGCUCGUGCUGGUGGGAAUCCCGCUCCUCUACAUGGAAAUCGCCAUCGGACAGUAUCUCAGAGUCGGACCGAUCAAAGCCUUGGCCAAAGUGUGUCCGUUGUUUAAAGGUGUGGGUAUGGCCAGUGUCGCCAUCUCCUUCAUCAUGAGCAUUUAUUACAACCUAAUCAUCACUUGGGCGCUCUAUUACCUCAUCAAUUCCUUCCAGAACCCUCUGCCCUGGCAGAGCUGCAACAACACCUGGAACAUCCCGGAAAACUGCACGGACAGCAUCACCACCAGCAACACCACCGUCUCCGCCAGCCAGCAGUUCUUCGAUUACAACGUCCUCCAGAAGACGGAGGGUCUGGAGAGCCUGGGCGGUGUGCGCUGGGAGCUGUUUGGGCUCCUGAUCCUGGCCUGGGUCAUCAUAUACUUUUGUAUAUUUAAAGGUGUCUCGUGGACGGGGAAGAUCGUGUACUUCACGUCCCUGUUCCCUUACGUGGUCCUCUUGGCCAUCCUCAUUAACAACGUCCAGCUGCCGGGAGCCAUCGAUGGCAUCAAGUACUUUGUGACCCCCAAGUGGGAGAAGCUAACGGAACUGCAGGUGUGGGUCAACGCUGCUGUCCAGGUUUUCAACUCCAUUGGCAUCGGCUUCGGGACGCUCAUCUCCAUGUCCAGUUACAACCAGUUCGACAACACCAUUCUCAAAGACACGUUGGCUGUCUCUCUGACCAACGCUGGCACCAGCCUGUUUUCUGGCUUUGUCAUCUUCUCAGCCUUCGGCUACAUGUCCCACAUGAUCAACGUGCCCAUCGACCACAUCGCCGUGGACGGCCCGGGCCUGGUGUUUGUGGUGUACCCAGAGGCCUUCGUUACCAUGCCUUUCCCCCCACUCUGGGCAGUGCUGUUCUUCUUCAUGCUCUUGUUCCUGGGGCUGGACAGUCAGUUUGCCAUGGUGGAGGUGCUGGUGACCAGCCUGACGGACAGUUACCGGACUCAGCUGUUGAGGGUGGUGAAGAGGAUGGAGUUUGUGGUGCUGGGUGUCUGUGUCCUCGCGUUCCUCCUGGGAAUCCCCAACGUCACACAGGGGGGAGUUUACGUUUUUCAACUGUUGGAUCAUUACACGGCAAAAAUCUCCAUCGUCUUCCUGACUUUCUUUGAGGUCAUCUCCGUUUCCUAUAUCUACGGUGUUCCCCGACUUUGCCGCAACAUCGAGACGAUGCUCGGGAAGCGACCUGGCAUAUUCUUCCGUGCCUGCUGGCUGGCGAUCUCACCCGCACUGGUAACAAUUAUUAUGGUGUUCGUGGUGAUACAGUUCGAGCCUGCACGCUACGGCAGCUACGUGUAUCCUGACUGGGGUCAGGGUCUCGGCUGGAUCAUCGCUCUGGCUUCCCUGAUCUGGAUUCCGAUCGGAGCCGUUCACACGUUAUUCCAACUGAAGGGUCCCUUUCUCCAGAGGUUAGGCAGAUCGCUCACUCCCUUUGGCCUCGAAGGCGAUUCAAAACAGAGCGAGAUGGUCACGGAUUCUCCGCCACCCUAUCCCGGAAUUCCGAUGAUUCCCGCGCCCCUCCCCGUGGAUAACAAAAAGCUGCCAAACACACACCUCUAACUCCGUCACCGACCCCAGGAGAGACUCUGACACUGGCCGGGGAGAGAGACAACAAUUUGCAUUUAUAUGGUGCCCUUCGCGCGGGGCAGCAUCUCG